Molecule: messenger RNA, 2719 nt
Organism: Notothenia coriiceps (black rockcod)
Lineage: Eukaryota; Metazoa; Chordata; Actinopteri; Perciformes; Nototheniidae
Product: regulator of G protein signaling 14
Exons: 15
Coding region: 78-1859 (593 amino acids)
Biological process (GO): signal transduction; regulation of G protein-coupled receptor signaling pathway; spindle organization
Cellular component (GO): nucleus; plasma membrane; cytoplasm
Molecular function (GO): GTPase activator activity
Source: RefSeq, a predicted model, not a curated record
UUAACUCUGACCUGCAGACUUCCAGCGCUGUCGGCUCUCUUGUCUUGCCCAUCGCUCUUGUGUCUGUUUCCCUGAAGAUGGUCGCUGUCAGAGGACUUUAUCGCAGGUUCUCCCGCCUAGCAAAAGAUGCUGCACAAAAGCAGUUCAAGAAAUAUGAAAAACUUUGCACCACUGGCAUCAUGGCAGAAAAGAAGAAGAGCCAGGCAGUGUCAGACGGAGAGUUGAACAUGUCUGCGCGGGGCUGUGGAGGCAGUAGCUCCAGCCUUCCUGGGACUCCGGGUGGAGAGGCUGGCCAAGCCAACAACGUGCUGAGCUGGGCCGUGUCCUUCGAGAAGCUGCUGGAGGAUCCCUAUGGAGUCCGCCAGUUCACGUCCUUCUUGAUGUCCGAGGUGAGUGCGGAGAACAUUCUAUUCUGGCAGGCUUGUGAAAAAUUCAGGAAGAUCUCAGCCAGCUCUCUGGAUGAGCUGAAGGCUGCAGCUCGCUCCAUCUACAACACCUACCUGUCGGACAACGCCCCCUACUCAGUCAACAUCGAUGACACGGCUAAGACAGAGGAGAAAGACCUGGAACAGCCCACACCUGAUAUGUUUAACAAGGCUCAAGCUCAGAUAUUCAAACUGAUGAAGAUGGAUAGCUACAGGCGCUUUGUGCGCUCUCCUCUCUACCAGAGCUGCACCUUGUCAGGCGUAGAAGGCAAAUCUGUAUCUCAGCUCUCUAAACAGACGGCCCGCACGGGAUCGUGGGAGGACAUAGCCACCAGAAGCCCGUUAAGUGACAAGAAGAACAGGAAGUCAGACUCUAACAGCUUUCCAGCUGGCAGGAGCGCCUCUGAAAAACAACAACAGAAAAGAGGAUCUUGGGAAGAUAGUACACACAUCCAAGGUUCAGUCUCCCGGAAAGAGUCCCAUUUGUCGGUCAAGCCAAACAGCGGGGUGGAGCUUGGCUCCCUCUUCAGGCAGAUAGAGAAUGGCAGAUCGAGUCCCCGGUCCCCAGAGCAGGGUGGUGUGAGUCGGAUAGGGGUGGAGGGGGGCUACUGCUGCGUCUACCUACCCGAUGGCAGUGCCUCCCUGGCCCCCACACGUAACGGUCAACCCAUCAAAGACAUGCUGGCAAGCCUGUGUGAGAAGAGAGGCUUCCCGCUGAAAGAUGUCAUUAUCUACCUUCAUGGCAAGGACAAGCAGCCCUUAUCCCUGGAUCAGGACUGCUCCGUGCUCAGAGACCAGCAGGUCUCUCUGGAGCUCCGGGUCAUGUUUGCGCUGGAGAUUGUCUUCACUGGAAAGACAGUGGGGAUCAUGGUGAAGUCCAGUAAGACGCUGCAGGACGCCCUCUCUGCAGUGCUGCAGAAACACCACCUCAAGACGCAAGAAGCCCUGGUCACCAUGGUUGGUAGCGACGAGCCUUUGAACAUGACCAGCACCGUGUUCAGACUGGCCAAUAAGACGCUUCGGCUUGACAAAACCAAAGGAAACCAGACCACUUUUUCAAAAGGCACUAGUUCUGCUGCAGCAACACAGGCAGGUGGGGUUGAGGCCCGAUCAUCGCUGCAAACAGACAGGGCCAAGACGCAGACCAAGACCAGUAAAAACCGGGAAAUGGAUGGGUUUCUGGACAUGCUGACGAGGGCUCAGGGCUGCAGGGUUGAUGACCAGCGAGGCCUUUUGACGAAGGAGCAGCUGGUGGUCCCUCUAUUCCUGAAGCAGGAGUCUGACCCAGGACCAGACACAAAGCCAGAACAACCCAGUUCAACCAGCUCCUCCACCGACGACUCCAAGGAGACGUCGAAGUCAGCAGGAGCGGGGAAGGAAACCCCCGACUCUGCUGAAUCUGAAGACAAAGACUUGAAGGAAACAGAAGUUUGAGCAACUUUAGUGUUUGUGUGGAAAGGACAAAGACACAAUCGGAAACUACAACAAAUAUCUCACAAAAUAAACAGACCAAUCACGUCAAAAGACAGUGUUGAAUGGUCAUGCACUUUUUAUAAUUGUUUACAAAUAAGCUCUUAGACAGCAGUGUUCUGCCAUCUCUGCUACUGAUAAUCGGCCUGUUGAGGCAAUAUGUAAAGAAGAAUUAAGAUCAUGGCAAGCUUUUAUAGUGUCGUUUGACAACACUACACAUGUUAAUGGGAAGGAUGUUUGCUAUUAAUUGUUUAAGGUAUUCGAAAAAUGUUUUGAAAAUAAGUUUUAGCUCAAUAUUUGAUCCUGAAGCUUUCCCUGGAGAUAGAUCCACACUUUGCAUUUCACAUUGAUUUAAUCUCUCACAAUGUCACAUUGCCUCUAUGAACUGUUGGCAAAAACAUGAUUCUGUUCAGGACUGUCCAGAAGGGGUUAUGAUGGUAUUGCACAAUUGUUCUGUUUUCUUUAUAUGAUUUAAGAUUAUUGAAUGUUUUCACAAAGAUGAGUUUUUAAUAUUUGUAAUUACAAAUGUUCAUUUUGUGUGCUUAUUUGCUAUUUUCAAAUGUGUGUUUGCAGUGCUUAAAUGUAUUUUGGUUUGCUGUGAUGACGCCCUGGUCAAGUCCUGUUCUCCUGUCACCUGCGACAUCUCAGGGUCAGAUCAUGAACUAGUAAUGUGAUAUUUCAGGAAAUUAAUCAGAUGAUGUAAUCAUAAAAAAGAUAUCCCACAGGGUGCUUGAAAAAUAAUUAAAGUGUUUUAUGAUGAGAUAUGAUCCUGUUUGUGUUUGUUUAAGGAUAGACAUCAGGUUUGAGCUCUUGGUCAUAUGUGA